This is a messenger RNA of Dreissena polymorpha, 1035 nucleotides long. Its product is annotated as cardioacceleratory peptide receptor-like. The record is from RefSeq and is a predicted model, not a curated record. Gene Ontology annotation, molecular function: neuropeptide receptor activity. The transcript is spliced from 7 exons. Lineage: Eukaryota; Metazoa; Mollusca; Bivalvia; Myida; Dreissenidae. Gene Ontology annotation, cellular component: membrane. The coding region runs from base 1 to 1035 and encodes 344 amino acids. Gene Ontology annotation, biological process: G protein-coupled receptor signaling pathway.
AUGUCUGUGGGAUUGAUGCACGUGACAGUGGAGAUUGCUGAGAAGUGUUUCAUCGUUUGGCAUGGUGGCCGCGCACUUUGUAAAAUAGUCCGCUUCUUUCAGGUGUUUGUGAUAUAUGCUUCCACGUUCAUGAUAGUUGCCCUUAGCAUAGAUCGCGCGGAUGCAAUUGCAAGGCCGAUGAAAUUUACACGCAAAGCCACGACAGUCCGGAUAUUGGCAAACGGUGCUUGGAUCAGCUCCGGCAUUCUCUCCAUUCCCUCGUUUCUCCUGUUCGAUACAGUCACCCUCAACGGCGACUCACACUGCAUAAUGACACUACAGGAACGCUGGCAUUGGAAGGUCUACAUAACAUUGAUUGCCAUGACUGCGUUUAUAAUCCCAGCAGCAGUCAUCAUCUCGUGCUACACGAUUAUCAUUUGCGUAAUCUGGGGGAAAGGCAGGGGUCUGAACAGGAAUCAGCCAUCCGAUAGUGACGACAACAUCCAAACUACCCAUCGGACAAGGAAUAAAGGAAUCAUUCCGCAGGCAAAAAUAAAAACGGUGAAAAUGACGCUCAUUUUUAUACUUGCCUUCGUGACUUCCUGGUCUCCCUACUUUGUGUUCAAUCUUGUUGACGUGUACAGGGAUAUUAACACAGUGACGUCACAGACACAAGUCGCUAGAAAGCUUCUUACCCGGUCAAAUGUGCAGUUAAGUAACGGCGGUGGAGAAGGGUCAUCUGGAACGAGUUUGAUGGUCAAAUCCAAAACAAGUGCCACUUGGAAUUGCCUUAAUGGAAUCUUUGACAACAGAAAAUGUGAUUUCAAUACCGCUGAAAAUGAAGUUCCGCAGAUAUUGCCACCCCAGAGGAAACUUUGCCAGCGAAGACCCUCUGGGCUACCAUUGGCAAAUAGAAAAAUGACUCCAUCUGAACUUAUAUUGCUUGAAACAUUCCGUGGUGAGAAGCGUCAGAGUUCAAGCGCGUUUGAUAACGUGAGUGACGCUAACGGUUCAGCAGAAAGAGCCUUGAAUACACGUGUAUAUGUGAGCCAGUAA